AUCUUGCAGCUUGCCAUCUAUUCUGAAUGACAGUAGUGGAAUAAAGGAAGCGAAACCCACUCUAUGGCUCAACAGUGUUCUUACAAGGGAACAAGACGUUUCAAGUGGCUGCGGAGACGAGAGCAAGGAAGAGAGCAUGGCAGCAAAGAUUCCAAUCACAGAAACAAAAGCCUACCAGUUGCUGAAGUGGUCUACCCUUCAGGAUAAUACAAAUCAAACUGAAGACAGGUUCCAAAAGGCAGAUGCUUCUGCAUCACAACUGUCAGGAGGCGACAAGAGAGUAGCACCUCCCUCGGAGCCUUACAGCCAGUUAGCAGACACACGUGGUUGGAAGGUGACUCCACAAAUCUGUGUUUGGUUUGAAUAUUGGCAGCGGUACAUUCAAGACAAAGACAACUAACAAAAUCGCUUCGGAAGCUAGUUUUUCAUCUAGUGAAGGAAGUCGUUUGUCAA
Diceros bicornis minor is the source of this 453-nucleotide messenger RNA. Its product is annotated as centrosomal protein kizuna-like. The transcript has 5 exons. Gene Ontology annotation, biological process: spindle organization. The record is from RefSeq and is a predicted model, not a curated record. Bases 137 to 400 code for a protein of 87 amino acids. Gene Ontology annotation, cellular component: centrosome. Lineage: Eukaryota; Metazoa; Chordata; Mammalia; Perissodactyla; Rhinocerotidae.